Molecule: messenger RNA, 738 nt
Organism: Colletotrichum destructivum
Lineage: Eukaryota; Fungi; Ascomycota; Sordariomycetes; Glomerellales; Glomerellaceae
Exons: 1
Coding region: 1-738 (245 amino acids)
Source: RefSeq, a predicted model, not a curated record
AUGCUGCUGGAAGGCGAAAGUGAACCGUUCCUGGAAGAGACGAAAAAUCAUUCCCCUGGUCGGAAACAUAGCAUUCUGAAUACCCGUUUCCUUGGCCGCAAAGAUGUCUUGAAGCGCUGUUCCGCCGCUUUGCACCAUCCUAUUGCCACGCACGUGGUGGUUUUCCUCAUCACAUCACUGGUUUGGGGGGGCCUUUUUCUCGCCACACGCGCCCCUCUCUUCAUUCAUCAUGAUUAUCACACAAGCCACGAAAGUGCGGAACAUACGCAGACCACCAAAGAGCACGACAACAUAACCACCAAGUCCCGGCUUUUGACGUGCGGUAGUUCAACCGCCGAGGCGAAGAGCCUAAACUGCCAUUACGACAUCCUGGCCAACCACUGGAUCCCAGAGGUUUGCAUGGACCAUGACGCGAUCGAAGAAUACAAGACGGACGGAUCAUGGUUCGGGUUUGCGGACGAGAAUCGUACAGAGCUCCUCACCAUCGACACCAUGUCUGAGAUGGAGUUCUAUUACACAUCUGAGCGGGACCACAUUGUGCACUGCGCCAUGUUGUGGCGCAAGCAGUUCUGGGCCUUUUAUGAAGAGCGGGUGGCUUUGGACACCAUCAUUGCGAGCGUCGAGCACACGAUGCACUGUUCCCAGUUUCUGAUAGACAUGUCGGACAAAGGCCCCGACUACAGGAACAUGCCGAUCAAGACGUGGGUCGGUCAUGCGGGGUGUUGGCUCAGAGAUUAG